Penicillium cataractarum is the source of this 540-nucleotide messenger RNA. RefSeq lists its product as uncharacterized. The record is from RefSeq and is a predicted model, not a curated record. NCBI's taxonomy places the organism in Eukaryota, Fungi, Ascomycota, Eurotiomycetes, Eurotiales, Aspergillaceae. The transcript has 2 exons. Bases 1 to 540 code for a protein of 179 amino acids.
AUGAUGGAUGCCUUGACAGGCCAAAAGCAUCCUCAAGACCCCCAGAACUACCCACAGAUGUACGGAAACAAUGCAGCAGCGAGGCCAUACGCCUCAGAAGGCUACCAGACAGGCCAGUACACCCGCCCAGAAGGCCAGGGGCACUAUGAGCCUCGCUAUGAGGAGGGACACGGGAAUUACGGCGCUUCCAAUGGUGGCUUUGGAGGUCACAACAAUGGCCCGGCCAAUGAAUCCAACCAUGGAUACCCUACUGGUGAUGGAGGAUAUGGUGGAACUGUUGGUUAUGGAAAGGAAUAUUCGUCCCACCAGCCUGGUUAUGUUGGACAUGAUGCAUCCGGUGGGUAUUCGAACCAAGUCGAACAUCGGAGGGAGUAUCCCCAGGGUGGCCACAAUGUUCCAGGUAGCUAUGAUGGUCAUGGCGGGUACAGAAAUGGACAUAAUGGCCCAGUUAACUAUGGUGCCUCUCACAACAAUCGUGGUCAUGGUGGCCAUGAAGGAGGGCACGGUCAACAUGGCGGAACCUAUCGCGGUGGUCACUAA